Molecule: messenger RNA, 3257 nt
Organism: Drosophila sulfurigaster albostrigata
Lineage: Eukaryota; Metazoa; Arthropoda; Insecta; Diptera; Drosophilidae
Product: presequence protease, mitochondrial-like
Exons: 2
Coding region: 77-3172 (1031 amino acids)
Biological process (GO): protein processing
Cellular component (GO): mitochondrial matrix
Molecular function (GO): metal ion binding
Source: RefSeq, a predicted model, not a curated record
AAAUCAGUAAAUCAUUUAUAAAAUUCAAUUUAUCUUUGCCUUUCAUUCAAAUUUUCUAAAUUAUUAUAUUUUCAAAAUGUUGAAACGUCUAAAUUACAUUAAGUCGGUGCAGCAACGUAUGGCAAGGGUACUGCACAUAAAAUUCCCAUUACAAAAUUCAACUCCAGUUGAGCAUAUUGUGAGCAGUGCCAAAGUGAAGACUGAUAUAGGAAUCGACAGGGAUAUACCUUAUAUAAUAGACGGACAGAAUUACAGGUAUAAAGAAGGCCAUGUAUACCAAGGAUUUCGAUGCGAACGUGUUGAGUCUAUCCCAGACUAUGGAUUAAUGUCAUGCACUUUGAGACACCUUGGCACUGGCACAGAAUUCUGGUAUCUCGAUCGCAAUCACAUUGAAAAUUCAUUUUCAAUUCAUUUCCGCACUACGCCAUUCAACUCAACGGGACUGCCUCACAUUUUGGAGCAUCUCACGUUGGCCGGUUCUAAAAAAUAUCCCGUUCGAGAUCCUUUCUUUAAAAUGCGCAAUCGUUCAGUUGCUACCUUCAUGAAUGCCAUGACAGGACCAGAUUACACAAUAUAUCCCGUAUCAUCCAUGAACGAGGUUGACUUCAGAAAUCUGCAGAUGAUUUAUAUGGACGCAGUGUUCAGACCAAACUUGUUAUACUUGGACUUUUUGCAAGAGGGUUGGCGUCUGGAGCACAAGGAUGUGCACGACCGGAACUCUGACAUAGUAUUUAAGGGUGUGGUCUACAACGAAAUGAUGGGAGCCUACGCAGACAACAACAUAUUACUUAAACAGAAGAUGCUUAACAACAUUCUGCCGAGUCACGCAUAUGGACACAUGGGAGCAGGGAAUGCGCUUGAGAUGCCAAAGUUAACUCACGAAGAUUUGGUAAAUUACCAUCGUCAAUAUUACCAUCCAAGUAAUGCACGAAUCUUCUGCUAUGGCUGCUUUAAUCUGGAGAAAACGCUUGAAUUUGUCGAUAAGGAAUACCUAUCGCACUAUGAUCGCAUAGAUUCCUCUUUCAGUUGCAUACCCUCAGAAAAACGAUGGUCUGAACCCCGUCGAGUCUGCAUUCAAGGUCGACCAGACACCAUGGGACCAAGCAUAGACCGGCAAAACCAAAUAGCAAUUGGAUUACUUUUGUGUGAUAUUACAGACAUCCAAGAGAACUUUGAGUUGAAAAUACUUGCUGAAUUAUUAAUACGUGGCCCAAACUCUCCCUUCUACAAAAGCAUGGUUGAACCCAACUUUUCAGGAGGUUACAUUAGGUGGACAGGUCAUGUACCGAAUCGUAAGGAUACAUACUUCACUGUGGGCUUACAACAUGUUUCCGAAGACGAUUUGGAAUUGUUUGAAGAGCUCUUUGAUAAUACACUGCAUAAGGCUAGUAUCGAGGGCUUUGAUUCACAACAUAUCGAAAGUGUUCUCUGCAAUUAUGAGCUGACAUUAAAGCAACAAAGCGAAUGCAGGCAUCUGCUUUAUAAAUCUAUUGUAUUAUGGAAUCAUGAUGGUGAUGUUGUCUCCAACCUACGAAUCUCUGAAUUAUUUUCCAAAUUGCGCAACAAAUUAAAGGAUAAUCCAAGCUAUUUUAAACAGAAAAUAGAAAAGUAUUAUAUCAAUAAUCCCCAUAAGCUUAUAAUAACUAUGCGGCCUAAUGAGUGCCAGGAGAUUGAAAGGCAGUUAUCUGAAUCGAAACUACUUUUAAAAAAAUUGAAGGAAACUAGCGAUGAAGAGUUUGAUCAAAUUUAUGAAAAUGGUCUCAAAUUGGAGGCUUUUCAAAAAGCACCACAAGAUAUUGAAGUCCUGCCAUGUUUAUCAAUAAAUGACGUGCAAAAACCUUUCCCGCGACCACAAAUGAACGAAUUAACCCUUCGAAGUGUACCCACACUGAUUAGUCAUGAGCCCUUAGCUGGAAUAACGUAUCUCAACUGCAUGUUCAAUACUACAGGAUUAAGUCUAAACGAUUCUAUGCUCUUGCCUUUGUUUUGUAGCGUAGUUAGCGAAAUGGGAACCUCAAAUCACGACUACCGCCAAUUCGACAAUCUUGUGCGGUCGAAAAUGGCUCGUAUAGUCUUCACUACGAAGGUGGUAGAGAGCGUAACGGAUGGAAAAUCUUAUCACCUAGGACUCCUUAUGAAAACCUAUGCCGUCGACAAGAAUGUGGAUCUUAUGUUCAGACUUUGCGAAGAAUUGUUGCUCAACUUUCGGCUGGAGGAUACAGAUCGCCUCAAGAUGCUUAUAAAAAAUUAUAUUUCAAAGUUCACAUUAAAUGUUAGAAGCAACGGACAUUUGUAUGCCAUGAUGGGAUCUUCUGCAUUAGUAACUAAUGCUGGGCGAUUGAAGUCCUUAUUAACAGGCGUCGAUCACGUGGACUAUAUGAGAAAGUAUGUCAAAGAAAAUAGUAUUGAGGCCAUUCGAGACAGUCUAAAGAGUAUUGGAUCCAAGGUAUUUAACAGGAAUAAUUUGCGAGUUGCCAUUAAUACAUCGGAAAAUAACGUAUCUUCUAUUUUGGGAAAUUAUGAAAGAUUUCUUACACAUUUACCUACUCAACACCAGAUGAUAAAUACCAAAGAGAUAUUUUUGCAGAAGCCUUCUUUUCGCCAUUACAAUCUAGAUAUGCCAUUAAGUUUUUGUUCGAAGACUAUUUUUGCAGUUCCCUAUGUGCAUAAAGAUCAUGCGGCGUUACGAGUGUUGGCCAAGAUUCUAACUGCCAAGUAUCUGUUGCCUGUGGUGCGAGAACAGAAUGGAGCUUACGGUGCUGGUGCUAAAAUUGGGUUUGACGGACUUUUUAACUUCUUCAGCUAUCGUGAUCCACACUCUGCGAAAACAAUUGAGGUAUUCGAUAAGACCUACGAGUGGCUACAAACAGGAAAUUGUAAAAUUGACCAACAAGCUGUUUUCGAAGCUAAACUUGCCGUGUUGCAAUUGGUGGACUGGCCAAUUGCGCCUGGCGAAAUUAACUCGGACAGCUUUGUCUUGGGUGCCACCUAUGAUAUAUAUUUCAAUUAUCGUGCUCGUGUUUUGGCUGUAACUGUAAACGAAGUCGAAAAUGUCAUUGAGAAGUACUUUAAGAACGAAUCAAAACACUUUGGCAAAUGUGUUAUCGGUCGGAAAUCAGUAGAAAUAGAAGUUGAUGAGGAAAGCGAUGAAACUAGUGAAAUGUCAAAUUAAUUGUAGAAGUAGUGGAAUUUCAUUAAUUGCGUAUUAAAAUCAGACUUCGAUAUCAAAUAAAAAUAAAAAUCUACUGAGUUGUAUU